UACUGCAGCGCUAACUGUGUCCGAGGACUGCCCCCACAGCCGCCACAAACACCUCUCUUUAAGAUCGUAACACUUCCGGCCACUAAACCUAAGAUUAUCUCCAAAACCAAUGUCAAUGUCACCCCAAACCAAGUGCUGACGCCGGCGCCCAUCCACGCGCUCAGCGGUUCCCAACAAAUGCCGGCGCAGAUGAAGAAGAAGCCGCAGCCAAUCAAAGUGACGCAAAGCAACAUAAGUUCGGCCAAAAAGUCGCCCAAGAAUGUGACGAAAGCGGGCGGACACUACUGUUUCGAUUGGAUAUCCAUUGUGGCGGACAGUUCCAUGAGAGGGGCGCCCAUCAGUUCCUUCCCUCACGCGCCUAUGUCUGACACUUGGGAAUCGCUCGUCACUAUUGGCCUCAAACUGGAGGUCAAGAACAGAGACUUCCCCUCUUCUAAACCCAAUCAGGAGUUCCAUUGGAUCGCAAGUGUCGUAAAGAUCGCAGGAUAUAUGGUUCAGUUGAGGUACGAGGGCUUUGGCAGUGACUCGAGCAAAGACUUCUGGAUCAACAUAUUCACGACU
Molecule: messenger RNA, 561 nt
Organism: Oppiella nova
Lineage: Eukaryota; Metazoa; Arthropoda; Arachnida; Sarcoptiformes; Oppiidae
Source: the annotation of a GenBank genome assembly